ACACUACAGAACUAGGCGUUCGGUAACUAUACUACUUUUGAAACGCUUAGUGAAGAUGGGAAAGAAAAGUCGUGUCUCAGAUGCUGGAAUGUACCCAACAGCACCUUCGGUACCAGGUUAUGGUAUGAACCCUGCCCCACCACCUUACGCCGACGCAGGAUAUCCACCAGCUCCAGGAGGAUAUCCAGCAAACUCUGCGGGUCCAGGAGGCUUUACAGCACCGCCGCAAGGUCCACCAAUCGGUUAUGUUCCCCCACCACCAGGAACAUCUGGGUACCCACAACCAAACUAUCCUCCAGCAGGUCCCCCAGGAGGAUACAACUAUCCUCCACCACAUGGGUACAACGCUCCUCAGUACGCAUACGCCCCACCACCGAAGAAGUCCAAGAAAGGUAAAAUAAAGGAGACCGACGUGCUCUGGGCGACUUUACUCUGCUGUUUGAUCUUUGAUUAACACAUCGUGGAUUCGGAUACACUGUACAUAGAAGAUAUAUAACUCAUGUUACGAGAUAUUAGUUAAUAUUGUAUUGUGUUGUUUUUAAUUCACUAUAUUUAGUACGUACAUUGUAAACUCCGUAGGCUACCGUUCUUGUAUAACAGCUUCGGAAAUAAAAUCAACUAAAAAGUA
Messenger RNA from Ciona intestinalis (vase tunicate), 628 nucleotides. NCBI's taxonomy places the organism in Eukaryota, Metazoa, Chordata, Ascidiacea, Phlebobranchia, Cionidae. The record is from RefSeq and is a predicted model, not a curated record.